GGGGGAGGAGGGAAAGCGGCGAGUAAGAUGGAAGAUGAGGAGGUCGCUGAGAGCUGGGAGGAGGCGGCAGACAGCGGGACCUUUGGCUAGGCGCCAGUCCCAGAGUCCAAGUCCAUAACAGUGGGGAGAAGAGGCUGGAAAAUAUGUGAUACCUGUGGUCAUGAAGGACUGGGAAAGGGAGAGCUUAAUGUCUGAGAAGCAGGAAAUAGACAGACGGUUGGAAAAAAAACUGAAGAUCACACAAAAGGAGAGCAGGAAAUCCAAAUCUCCUCCCAAAGUGCCCAUUGUGAUUCAGGACGAUAGCCUUCCCACGGGGCCCCCUCCACAGAUCCGCAUCCUCAAGAGGCCCACCAGCAACGGUGUGGUCAGCAGCCCCAACUCCACCAGCAGGCCAGCCCUUCCUGUCAAGUCCCUAGCGCAGCGGGAGGCAGAGUACGCCGAGGCCCGGAAGCGGAUCCUGGGCAGCGCCAGCCCUGAGGAGGAACAAGAGAAACCCAUCCUCGACAGGCCUACCAGGAUCUCCCAACCCGAGGACAGCAGGCAGCCCAAUAAUGUGAUCAGACAGCCUUUGGGUCCAGAUGGGUCACAGGGCUUCAAACAGCGCAGAUAAAUGCGUGCGGGGAAGGAUGCCGCCACCACCGCUGCCGCCAUCACCGCCUCUUGGGUCGUCCGCCACGGGUCGCACUGCCGUGGCAGACAGCUGGACUUGAGCAGAGGGAACGACCUGACUUACUUGCACUGUGAUCCCCUUUGCUCCGCCCACUGUGACCUUGAACCCCAUGCACUGUGACCUCCCUCCUUCCCCCCCUCUUCCCACUGUGAUUGGCACGUCUACAAGGGCUGUCCCAAGUCAAUGGAAAGGGAAAGGGUGGGGGUCAGGGGAGGGUUGGGGGGACCCACGAAGGACUCAGAGUAGAGAGUCAGACAGUGCCACUUGGCCACUUGGGGUAAAGCCAGUGCCAGCAAUAACAGUUUAUCAUGCUCAUUAAUUUGGGAUUUCAAAACACAGAUGAGAACUCCCGUCCACCCACCCUCAAGUGCAUGUCUUCAUCACUUAAAAGCAAGUUCCAUUUGAAAAUAUCCUUUCUUUUUUUUUUUUUCUCCUUCCUAUUUUUGUUUGUUUAUACAAAUACCUGAUUUGCAAGAAAAAGUGCAUGGGAGGGGUUUUAGCAGUUUAAUGAAUUUUUAAUUGAGAAAGGGUAGUUUGGUAGUCUACUUAAAAAUGUUUCUAGGAAAUUCACUAGAAACAUUAACCAAUAGGACUUUGGUGAGCUUAGCUUCUGUAUUCCUACUGCCGCCCAGAAAAGGGGCAGGGCUCUGCAGCCCCCAGGACAGAUGAGCACCCCAUGCCUAUACCUCCCUCCCUCAGCUAAGUCCCAGGGCAUCUUGGCCCUGCCUGGAGACUGAGCUAGCUCUACAGGCUCAGAGAGCCUGGGGAGGGUGCCAACCCCACCUCUAGUAUUUUGGGAAGAUAGGGGAAGUGAACAGACUUCCCCUUCCCAUCCCCCUCAGGGUGGCUCCCCUGCCAGCCAGGCUUGCUCCCUCUCGAAGAGAGCAGGGAGUGAGAUGCACUCCGGGCUCAGAAGCAAGGGAUGUGAGACUUGCUCAGUGUUUUGCUCUUAGCCCGAGGAGAGCCAGGAGAAAGUGGCUGCAGGACUCUGAGCCUCCUGCCCAGUGUGCACAGAAGGCGGCUGGAUCUUCCCACUCCAGCGAGGCCUGAGCUCUGAGAGGUCUGUGGGCACCGUCUCUGUUGAUGGCGCCAGCUCGGUAACCACGCCUGGUACAUUUCCUUCGUGAAGUCAUUACCUUGGGAGCCAACCAUUCUGAAUACAUUUGGGAAAAGGCAGGCUGUGCAUUGCAAAGAUGGGUGGUGACAGAUUGGUUCCCCAUAGACCCAGGCUACCCUUCACCCAUUUUUCCAGAGCGAGGGCCUGGAAUGAAGGCAGUUUCCUCUCUGUCUCUAGAGCCUAGAGUUUUGCUUUGGCUCUUUAAGGUGGAAGAGGCUAAGGGCAACUGCCUAGAGCAGCUCUGUGUGUGUGUGUGUGUGUGUGUGUGUUUGUGUGUGUACAAUCGGGGUCCUCUCAGGCUCUCUGGUCUCUUCUCUUGCACUGCGCCUUAUCCCUCAGCCAGCCAGAUAGCCUCCCCACUCAGUGGAUGAGUUAGGGAGUGUGUGAUAGGACAUUUUGUGAUUCGGGCAGCUAGUGGCCAAGGUGACAAGCUAGGUUUUGCGGGCUCACUCCACCUUUGGCUCACCUGGCUCUCAGCCUUGCCCUGUGAGAACGUUGGCCCAGCAAGCCACGUCCCACUGCAUCUCCCACUGCGGAGGAAGGGCCAGCUGCCAGCUGAAUCAGCGACUCGUCCGUAGCACAGCUUUGUGACGGUGAGCAGCCAGGAGACUGUGCGUGCGGAGAGCUGGAGCCGAGCUUCGGUCAUGGAGGAGGCCCGGGCUGUUGCGUGUUGCCCACUGGCUGUUGUGACGGGGAUGACCCCCGGGACUGGGCAAGGAAGAAGGUUGGCUGCUGUCUUUAUAGUUCCACUGCCCUGACCAAGUUUCCUCCUUUUAGCUGUACAGUGUCUAGCCCUCAUGUAAUAGUGGUGUCUGGCCCGAUGACACUGUCCUUUCAGUUGGAGAGGGGUACAGAGGUAGGCCAGGUGGCAUGGCCAGGAGUACUGAUUACUCAGCCAUCGGGACCACCUGCUCUUUCCCCCUCCCCUAGUGGGAGCCGAAGGGAAGGCCAGCUGAUGGGUGUCUGCGGAUUGAGGAUGUAGUAGUUCCCACCUCCCUUGGGCCAAAGAGGGGGCUUUGCCCGCUGUGUGCCUGCCACCACCCACCAGCAGUUGUACCCUUGGCUUCCCAGAUGGAGAGGUGGCAGGCAAAAUUUUAAAAAGAAAGAAAAGAAAAAUGAAAACAAGGAACGGUAUUGUGUUGGGGGGAGGUGGGAGGGAAGUUGGGAGAAUGGUUUGGAUUUUGUGUGUGUGGGGUUUUUUUGUUUGUUUGUUGUUGGUUUUUUUGGGGGGGGUAGUUGUCUGUAACUUUCCUUAAGUGCUUCUUCUAUUUCUUUUCUUUUUCUUUUCUUUUUUUUUUUAAAGUAAGCUGCAGGCUUUGGCUUGGAAAACCCCAGGGGGGCGGGGGGGCAGAAACCUGAGGCUGCUGCCCCUUUAUCUGCCUUCACGGUACUGUCCCCUUCCCCCAGCUCCUCCCUGACCCCAUAAGCCAGGCCUCAGACCUUCCAGCUAACCGCUUCCCAUGAGCCACUACUCUGAUGUCAGCCUAUAACCAAAGGAGCUGGGGGUCCAGGCCUGGUGACCAACCCUUCUCAGCCCACUCAAUCAGGGUGCUCCCCACCUGCAGGCAGGAGGCAACACCCGAUCUGCUACCAUCAGCCCCUUCCAGAGCCCACUGCCCCGCCCUGCCCUGUCCAGCCCAGCCAUACCCUGCUCUGCCCCAUGUGGGGAUGCUCUGCUCAGGGAUGGGCCGGCAGGGCUGCCCCAGCCUCCCUGGUAAGCAGAGACUCUGGAAACCUCUGGGGUCCUGUUUUCUGGUCGUGUGAUCCCCAGGGUGCACAUGGGCCCCUUGGGUGUCUGAACAGAAGGGCAUGGGAGGGAGGGCCGCACCCCUGCAGUCCUGCUCUGCUGGUCUAGCGGGCAGCUGCCUACCCCACCCCACCCCGCACCGCGGGCUCCUGAGUCGGCAGAUUAAGCAUUUUAUAAAUUGUAUUUUAAAUACAUGUUUUAAACUUGUCA
This is a messenger RNA of Mustela erminea (ermine), 3744 nucleotides long. It is a transcript of the gene SZRD1, whose product is annotated as SUZ RNA binding domain containing 1. The record is from RefSeq and is a predicted model, not a curated record. The coding region runs from base 161 to 610 and encodes 149 amino acids. The transcript has 5 exons. NCBI's taxonomy places the organism in Eukaryota, Metazoa, Chordata, Mammalia, Carnivora, Mustelidae.